AUGGGCAGACUGAACAUACAAUUUCCUCUCAGUUCCUGCUUCUAUAGUCCCAGACGCCUUUUGUCCCAACUUCUGCUCUGGUCCAUCCUCAUCCUGGCCUUCAGUGUCGUCAUAAAAGUGCAGCCCCGCCUCGCGCAUUUCAUUCCCCGCACCACCCGCGCCGUUUCAACCUCCUCUCAAUCCAUCGUGCGACUUGCGUCUGCAGAGAAAAACAUGUCGUACCAAGAGGAACGGUUCAUUGCCGAGCUUGCUGUUCAAAGAGCCACGCUUUUCACGCAGAAGGUGUUCUUCGAAAAAGCUAAGGGAACAGUCUCCAAGGAUGACAAGUCGCCCGUCACCAUUGGCGAUUUCGGUGCCCAGGCCUUGAUCCUCCAGGCCAUCCGCAAGAACUUCCCAGGCGAUGAGAUAGUCGCCGAAGAAGAAGCGAGUUCGUUGCGAGAGAAUAAGGAAUUGAGCGCUGAGAUCUGGGAGCAGGUCAAGGAUAUUAAACUGCAGGAUGUGGAAGGGGACAGCCUGCUAGGCGGGCCCAUACCGAGCGAGCAGGCAAUGUUGGAUUUGAUCGAUCAGGGGAAGAGUGCCGGUGGGCCAAAGGGACGUAUCUGGGCCUUGGACCCUAUUGAUGGCACCAAGGGUUUCCUCAGAGGUGGCCAGUACGCUGUUUGCCUGGCCUUGAUUGAGGAUGGGGACGUCAAGGUGGGAGCUAUUGGCUGUCCUAAUUUGCCGGUCGACGAUUCAGCCACCCUUUCUGUCGGAAUUGGUGCGCACCAGGCCGAGAGUUCGGGAAAUGGCGUGCUCUUUUCAACCGUUAAGGGCACUGGCGCCUUCAGUCGGCCUUUGACAAAUGGUUCUUUGGCUGCUAGCAAGCCCAUUUCCAUGCGCCCCGUGCCUGACAUUACACACGCCGUCUUCUGUGAAGGUGUCGAGGCUGCUCAUUCCUCUCAGAGUGACAAUGCUGCCGUCGCUGAGCGCCUUGGAAUUACAAACCCCAGCGUGCGGUUGGAUUCCCAGGCCAAGUACUGUUCAAUUGCCAGAGGUGCUGGCGAUAUUUACCUACGGUUACCGGUUAAAAAGAACUAUCAGGAGAAGAUCUGGGAUCACGCUGCCGGAGACCUGCUCGUCCGCGAGGCUGGUGGGCAGGUAACCGACAUUUAUGGCCAUAGGUUGGACUUCAGCAAAGGCAGGACCCUGGCUACCAACACAGGCGUCGUCGCGGCGCCCAAGGCCAUACAGGACCAGGUUAUUGAUGCUGUGAAAUUUGUCUUGAAGCUAUAA
Messenger RNA from Monascus purpureus, 1272 nucleotides. The record is from the annotation of a GenBank genome assembly. Lineage: Eukaryota; Fungi; Ascomycota; Eurotiomycetes; Eurotiales; Aspergillaceae.